This is a messenger RNA of Pecten maximus, 2099 nucleotides long. RefSeq lists its product as uncharacterized. The record is from RefSeq and is a predicted model, not a curated record. The transcript is spliced from 6 exons. Lineage: Eukaryota; Metazoa; Mollusca; Bivalvia; Pectinida; Pectinidae. Bases 327 to 956 code for a protein of 209 amino acids.
CGCGUGGCGGCGUUUGAUAUCAGACGAGUGAUAGUAAGCGACGCACUUGGAUCGACUUGUUGACGGAGUAGGUUUAGCUGGGGUGGGUGCUUCUCUUAUCACUCCUUGUGUUCUCUCGUAAAACCACAAGAGUGUCAUUGUGUAAACGUUGCCUUGUGUGUCCAUAGCCUAGCUUUAUAAGUCCAGAACUGCGACGAGUUCACCCAUGUGAGCAUCUGACAUUCAGCGAGAGGUGACGACAAUUUGAGUGGAAACAAGGUACGCUUAAGCUCGACGUAUUCUCCGGGCAGUUUUGGAACCAAUUAUAUCAAGCCCCCGUAAGAAGAAUGACCAACACCUAUGUAUGGGUGUGCUUGACAUGCAUGUACACGCUACCUUCCCUGGUCUUAUCUACGGAGGAACCACAUGAAAAACUCACGACCGGUACAAGAUUGAUUAGAUCUUUAGAUGAUGCUCGGACAGAUAUCCACGCUAUGACAAGAACCAUCGCAAGUUUGGACGACGAAUUAGCCAAUAAACAGAAACGAACAUGCAAUAUAGGCGUAAACAGUCAUUUCUGUGCCCUUGCCGACCUUGACAGUAAGAUCCGUUCUAGAGAAUGGCUGAACAGUAUAUACAGCCCCGGUAAACGUAGUAUGGAGGACAUGCAGCCAGAGAAAGAUGACACAGAUGACAUCACGAGAGAGUUGAAGGAACUAUUGCACAAGCGAAUAAACCUUGCCAAAUUGAAGGCUCUGCUGCGUGACGCCGAUCAGGAUAUAGUACAACAGAGGAAGAGAACGUGCAAAGUCGAAGUCGGCGGGACAUGUAGGACAGAGUGGGCUUCGUCUAUCGCUGACCAGUACUACUAUCUGCUGGGGCCACAUAGUCCUGGCAGGAGGCGAAGGAGGUCUCCAAUCCGCCUUUUCAAAAGGAAAAUCACCACGCAAAAACUAUUCGGAAAGCCUCUAAUGUGAUGACGAUUCUUUGAAUUAAAAAAACCUUUUAAUACAUUGAUAUGUUAUCAUCAUCUCUUUUUAAUCCAUCAACAUUUUUCCUUGUUAGAAACAUUUGAAAACUCGUGAUAUUAUAACUCCUUUCAAAUGCUUAUGUUAGCAAACAUGUAUAAGUAGCUUUUGCAAAUAAUUUAGUUAAAUAAAUUGCGCUAUUCUUACAAGAAUUGAAUUAUAACUGGUAUGAUGCUUGUUUUGGAAACAUGAGUGUUUGCUCCUCUGAAUAAGUAUUGCAUUUAUAGUGUUAUUUAACUUUCUGUAUGACAACAUAAUCCGAAUAUAGGGUUGGGACCAAUAGUCAAUAAAGUGUAUUGUACAACAAACGGCAUCUUUCUUUCUAUGAAGUAUUGUAAGUGAUGAAGUACUCGACACAGGUUGGGUACAUUUACGUGUAUCUAGGUGUGGGCUUAUGGAGUGAAUACGUGCCAAUGAGUUAAAAAUACCCUUCGGAGGUCUGAGUGGUACUCUCCUUAGAAUAAUCAUGUGAUACCUUUUCUAUGAAAAGUUUAUUUUUUGCCUCAUUACAUUAACAAACUUUGUAUUUAUUUCGCGAUUUUUGAUUUCGAUUUUGCUUCAUAAGAUCAACCUCCUUUAUAUUUGACUAGUAACUAAUGCAUUAACUCUGAGUUAUCAGUCUAGUAUUUUUUCUCGAGCAAUAUCGCUAAAAUAACAAAAUACAAAAGGAAAUGCCAUCAUAUAUACACGUUUGUUGCUUUGCUCUCGCUUCUGCUGUUCAUUGACAGGAUAUAAAUAAUAGUAAGUUCGGUUGCUUUUUAUAAAUAAUGAUAAGAUUGUAAAAGCCUCCCAAUCAAUUGUUGUUGAUGUCCUUCUUGUACAUGUUAUUCUUUGUUUAUUUUGCUGUUAUUUCAUAUUCGAUAACCAGCGCUUAGGUCAUUCCUGUAUCAUUAAUUGAAGUCUAUAGGUGGUUUAUUGUCAAGUCCAUAUUUUCACAUAUUUCUCACAGUCUCAGACGUCGGACAUUGCUUCUGCUAUGGUCAGUGUCUGAAAACAUUUUUGUUUUACGUAUACAUGAAGACAUUGUUAUAUACAUCUCCUGUUUGAACAUAUAUGUACGUUUCUUACGAAUAAAUGCAGAAUCUGUCAAUA